CUCUAAGAGCUUCCCACACGUGCGAAAAUCCAAACGCGUUAUAUCGAUUCGUCUUCGAAAAUAGAAAAUAAAAAUUGGUCGGUAAAGUCGAAACAAGACCCGCCAUAAGUCGAACAAAACCCUAGAAGCUGCCUUAAACCCCUAAUCAUAAUAGCCGAUUGAAUUCGCAGAGAUAGAGCAUUUGCUUCUUCUUCGAUACUGUCGGUUUGGGAGUUUAUUUCAGCGCCAAAACAAAAGAGAUGGUGUGGUUUCAGUGCGAGGAUUGCGGUGAUAAUUUGAAGAAGCCGAAGUUGCCCAAUCACUUCAAGAUCUGCUCUGCAACCAAGUUAUCGUGCAUUGAUUGUGGACAGAUAUUUGGGCAGCAAAGCGUUCAAGGACAUAGUCAGUGUAUUACUGAGGCGGAAAAGUAUGGUCCAAAGGGCGAAGGGAAACCUUUGAAUAGUGCGAAUGCCAAGCCCAAAACAGACUCAAAGCAGCAACCUGGUGUUGAUUUAAACGUUGGAUUGUCUGAACGCCCUCCUUGGUUUUGCAGCCUUUGCAAUACCAAGGCCACUAGCAAGCAGACCCUGCUUCUUCAUGCCGAAGGAAAGAAACAUAAGGCCAAGGCCCGAGCUAUCCAUGCUGCACAGCAACAGCCUAAGCAGACGGAAGAAUCUGCUCCAGAUACAAAGCUUCCAUCUGAUAACCCUUUAAAGGGUGAAUUGCUUGACAAUAAAGGUUUGGAGGAACCGAAAUCACAGGAUCCUUCUAAUGUCGAUGCUGGGUGUAAUACAUUUGAAGCAGAGAAUGGAAAUUUGCCAUCAAAGAAAAAGAGAAAAUCUGAUGAGGGUGUUAGUUCGAGGAAAAAGGUCAAGAAUGAUACAUUGGCUGAAUUAGGUAAUGGGGAAGUAAUUCAGACAGAGGCAGAUGAAAUGCCAGAACCUGCCUCUGCUGGUGAGAAAUUUAAAAAGAUCAAGUGGAAGAAGUUAAUUACUUCAGCCUUGAAAUCUAACCCCAAGGGAGUUUUAAAGAUGAAGAAAUUACAAAAAUUAGUCCUCAAGGCUCUUCAGGACUCUGGAAUAACAGGAGAUGAGUGUCAAUUUAGUAGUAUGCUUGAGCAUAAGAUCAAUUCAAGCUCCAGAUUCAAUGUUGAUAAUAAGUAUGUCCGUCUGGUGACCGAAGAUUAAAAAGAGUAUGUGAAACAGUCAUCUAUAGCCUCUUUCAUUGUAGUUUUCCCUUGGCAGCGUGGCCUCCUUUCCUCACUUUAUCAUUGAACCAGUCCUCCUUUUGUGGAAGUCACAUAUCCAGGACUUGGAGCUUCGCUUCUGCUUGAAAGUUUUCAGAGUCAUUCAUGUAAUUCCAAGGAAUAAAAUAUUUGAAUUAUUUAUCUUGGUGUUGGCAAAUCAUUGUUAGCAUAGAGAGACGUUUAAAGGGACAUUGCCUUUCAUAUAGGGACUCAUUACAAGCUCAAUCAAAUGAGAAAUUUUGGAUUUUGCA
This is a messenger RNA of Ziziphus jujuba (common jujube), 1476 nucleotides long. Its product is annotated as UBP1-associated proteins 1C. The coding region runs from base 240 to 1166 and encodes 308 amino acids. The record is from RefSeq and is a predicted model, not a curated record. Gene Ontology annotation, molecular function: DNA binding; zinc ion binding. Gene Ontology annotation, cellular component: nucleolus. Gene Ontology annotation, biological process: negative regulation of transcription by RNA polymerase II; rRNA processing. The transcript is spliced from 6 exons. NCBI's taxonomy places the organism in Eukaryota, Viridiplantae, Streptophyta, Magnoliopsida, Rosales, Rhamnaceae.